GGGAGCAAAUGGGCAGCCAGACUAGAAAAGGGGCCAAAUCCGUUGACCCUGCUCAACGGGAGCUCACCCGGCGCCAGAAACUAUGGAUAUUUUUAGAAGACAGCAAUUCAUCCAAAGGGGCCAAGGCGUACUGCAUCUUAACCAGCCUCCUGAUAUUACUCAACAUCUGUACGUACAUGUUUGGGACAUUGGCGGUUCUGAGGGAGAAGGCGCCAUUUUACAACGUAUUGAACGCCACGAACAGUACGGCCUUAGCGUCGGGCUCGACGGACGCCGCGUAUUACCUCUCUCGCGAGAGCAAGCGGAACGCCAAACUUUACCUUCUCCUCACAACCCAACCUCACUUUAUCCUCUUCUACUUCGACAUCUUCUGCUUCGUGUUCUUCUCGCUGGAGUACUUCACUAUGCUAAUCUGUAGUCCGGACAAGCUCAAAUUCGCUCGGUCUUUUCUCGCUGUAUGUGACGUUCUGUAUCUCGUGCCUCUGGGGUUGAUGCUGAUCCUGUAUUACCUCGAUCGCAGUUUCCAAGGCAACAACCCGGACACAAUCAUCGGCAUCAUUAUAUUGCAAGGUCUUCUGGCUUUCCGGGUUCUCCGGAUUGUCCGGGUGGUCCGCCAUUACCGUGGUUUCGUCGUACUAGUUUUGUCUCUUCGCGCAAGCGCACGAGAGCUUUUACUUCUGGGAGUCUUGAUGGUUUUAGCCCUGCUCUUCUUCGCCAACGCAAUAUUCUUCGCAGAACUUCUUCAACACGACACCUUUGAAACGGUAUUUGCUGGAUUUUGGUGGAGUCUAGUUACCAUAACAACCAUUGGUUACGGGGAUAUGUAUCCGAAGUCCAUAUCCGGGUACUUGGUGGCGAGCUUAUGUGCAAUGGCUGGUAUGAUCCUUGUCAGCAUUCCAAUCCCGGUGAUUGCAAACAACUUCAACACAUACUACGCCUUUAAGAACAAGAAAACUCUAGGCGGAAGAAUGUACUGGCAUGGUCAGCCCAAGAACAAGAAUGAGAAAGAUGAAGAUCGGAAAUUUAGCGCAUAUAUGCCUGUGACAGUGAUUUGAAGGUCAAAUCUGUGUACGACAAUAGGAGCUCACUUCGUAUCACUUCCUUGGUGCGACCUUUUCUUCGUUUUUUUGUCCCCUCCCUACGUCCAGUUUUCUUACGACCAAUAACUUAUGUAUUCACUUCCUUCAUAAAUCAUAGCAACAUCAACGGUCAGUGUUGCCAUUACCGGAUGGCGUAAAUGCAAUUGAACACACACACACAUAAAACUCUGAAAAAAAAACAGGGUUCUGUAUUAGUGAACUAAGUUUUUAUGUUACUCUUUAGUUAAAUGUGAUGACAGGGGCCUCCGUGGCUCAGUUGGUUAGCGCGCUAGCGCAGCGUAAUGACCCAGAAGCCCCUCACCAAUGUGGUCGCUGUGAGUUCAAGUCCAGAUCAUUUUGGCUUCCUCUCCGGCCGUAAGUGAGAAGGUCUUGCAGCAACCUGCGGAUGGUCGUUGCACCAUAAUGGCCGCCGUCGUAGUGAAUAUAAGUGAAAAUAAGUGAAAUAUUCUUGAGUACGGCGUAAAACACCAAUCAAAUAAAUAAAUAAAUGUGAUGACACAGAGUGUGGGUAAUUCUCCACCAGUGACAUCUAAUACACUGUAAUUAUUAUCACGGCUUUGCUGGGGACGUCUAAGUUGCUACUAGUUAAGCAUUUACAUGGUCAGCGAGAAUAAAACCUUAAAUUCUGGUAAAUUGUAUAGAGGUCGUGUUUCGCCGGUUACGUGCGAGCAUUUAUCAAAGGUUACUUUGUCGU
Molecule: messenger RNA, 1794 nt
Organism: Liolophura sinensis
Lineage: Eukaryota; Metazoa; Mollusca; Polyplacophora; Chitonida; Chitonidae
Product: potassium voltage-gated channel subfamily C member 4-like
Exons: 2
Coding region: 9-1055 (348 amino acids)
Biological process (GO): action potential; potassium ion transmembrane transport
Cellular component (GO): membrane; voltage-gated potassium channel complex
Molecular function (GO): voltage-gated potassium channel activity
Source: RefSeq, a predicted model, not a curated record